AUGGCCCGCGAGAAGCGCAUUGCCCAUAAAUCACAAAACUCCCUCAGCGACGCAAACCGUGAUAUUACUUCCGCCCAGGCGAAGCUCAUUCGCAACCAGAACACACAUGAGCACCGUCAAGCUCUCGUGAACUCAUCAGUGCCAGAAGAGACACUCGUAUCAGUCGGCUUCGCCGCCCAGAUCGUCGACGAAGCACAGAAGUCAAAGUGUCAGGCCGACUUGGAAAAGGCUCGUAGUAUUCUUGACAGGCGCCAAAAAGGCCAACCAGUCUCGUGGGUCGAACUGGAAUGGACGAAGACACUGUGCGCCAGGGAAGCAAAGCUGGAGGGAGCAGAGAUGACGGAUGUUACAGCGACCGACAUGAAGAAGCAGCAGUGGCAGCAAGAUCAAGAGCGGAAGAUUCAGGAGAUCAGCGCUGCGAACAAGCAUCCCACUUGGACUACUCGUAUGCUCCUCAGAGCUCGGCUGGGUGAGGGAGACAAGUCGGAUCCAGGGUCUGACAGCGACUUGAGUAAUGCAAGUGGAGUCUCUGGUGGCGCUACGCCUGAGCCUGCUCGUGUCUCGCAGAAGAAGAGUUCGGCUCGCGAGCCUGAAGAUGACAAUGGUGGUAGCGAGAAGAAAGACGAGGACAACGCUGUUUCCCAGGCACAACCUCAAGAUCCCCUCCCUCCUCCGAUGAGCGAUGCCAACAACAAUAUGACAGCUAAACGGAACGCGGAUGAAGACUCUGAUGUGGACAUCUGGGAUGACGAUGUCUGGGCUCUGAUGAUCAAGGCCGACUAG
Messenger RNA from Alternaria alternata, 783 nucleotides. RefSeq lists its product as hypothetical. The record is from RefSeq and is a predicted model, not a curated record. NCBI's taxonomy places the organism in Eukaryota, Fungi, Ascomycota, Dothideomycetes, Pleosporales, Pleosporaceae. The coding region runs from base 1 to 783 and encodes 260 amino acids. The transcript has 3 exons.